Messenger RNA from Doryrhamphus excisus (bluestripe pipefish), 2753 nucleotides. RefSeq names its product scaffold protein ILK-like. Gene Ontology annotation, cellular component: focal adhesion; stress fiber. Gene Ontology annotation, biological process: cell-matrix adhesion; protein phosphorylation; integrin-mediated signaling pathway. The record is from RefSeq and is a predicted model, not a curated record. Lineage: Eukaryota; Metazoa; Chordata; Actinopteri; Syngnathiformes; Syngnathidae. Gene Ontology annotation, molecular function: protein binding; protein serine/threonine kinase activity; ATP binding.
AGUGCCUUUGGAGAGGAGGGGAAAGAGAGUGAUGAGGAAGAUGAUGAGGAGGAGAGAGACAGUGAUGAUGAUGAGAGUAGCCUGGAGGAUGAGGAGAGCAACCAGGAGAAGAGCAAUGAGGAAGAGGAGAGCGACAAUGAGAAUACGAGUGACCCUGAGGAGGAGGAGAACAACAAUGAGGAGGACAAGGACGGUGAACCUGCGAAGCAUGAUGAGCAAGGAGAACAGAAUGAAGACAUGGAGAAUAAAGAUGAGCAAACGGAGAGGAAUUCUGAGGAGGACGAGGAUGAGGAGGAUGAAGAAGAUGAGGAGACCAGUCUUGAGCAGCAGGAGGAGAAGAGCAUCAAAAAGGCUAUGGGUGACCAUGGGGAGGAGGACAACAUCUUCCAGGUAGGGCAGGUGAGACAAAGCCAUGAUUGGGGUGAAGCAUCAAGGAGGCGUUGGCUGGAAAGAUGGAGGAGCGGGAGGAGACUGAAUGGAAGACGUUCAGUGAUCAUGAGGGGGAGGAGGUACAGAGCAAUGAGGAGGCGCUGGAUGACGUUAAGGAGGAGAAAAAGGGCAAAGAGGAGAGUGGCCGUGAUGAAGAAGAGGUCAAGGAGAGCGACAGUGUGAGCACUGAGAGAAUAGGAGAAUAAACCAGGAGGUGUGACCAUCGGAGGUGAUCAUGAAAUGGUGAUCAUGAAGGAGAGGCUCAACGGGAUGAAAAAAGAGGAUGCAGGAGGAGGCGCAUGGAGGAUGCCACAGUGUGAAACAUCAGUGCCAAAUAAGGAGAGAUGACUUGAAUAUGCAAACAAUAUUAAUAUAACUUACUGCAGCCGUUUUAUUAACACGCAAACAUUAUGUAUUAAUUACAAUUUUAAUGUGUGCUACAAAUACCCCAAUAAUAAGAAUAAAUUCGUCUGAAAUUUGGCUGCGUUCUUUAAAAAAAAAAAAAAAACUUGAUCGCCGAAUUUGUAGUGACGUAACGUAAUACCCCAACAAAAGGAAACAUGCACUGCUGAGCUUUGUCCACCAGAGGGCGACAGUACACCGCUGUGCCACGAGAAUAUGAGACGGGCGGGGCUUUCACACUGACGACCACCGCGCUCCCAACUUGUCGAGGGAAGACUUUUAAAAAAGUCUUGUGGUAGGAACGGAAGAGGACAGUGGAGCUAUCGUCUCGCCACCGGCUACAUGUCCCAGAGGCCAAAGGUCUUAAAAGGAGCAUUCCGGUGUAAACAUGGAUGAUAUCUUCACACAGUGUCGGGAAGGGAAUUCUGUGGCCGUGCGCUUGUGGUUGGACAACACAGAGAAUGACCUCAAUUUGGGUGACGACCACGGCUUCAGCCCGCUGCACUGGGCCUGCAGGGAGGGGCGUGCCGGCGUGGUGGACAUGCUCAUCAUGAGGGGCGCUCGCAUUAACGUGAUGAACCGCGGCGACGACACGCCUCUGCACUUGGCGGCCAGUCACGGCCACAGAGACAUCGUGGCCAAGCUGAUCCAGUGCAAAGCGGACCCCAACACUGUCAACGAACACGGGAACACGCCUCUGCACUACGCCUGCUUCUGGGGCCAAGACCAAGUGGCAGAGGACCUGCUGGCCAGCGGUGCUCAGGUGUGCGUGUGCAACAGGUACGGCCAGACACCUCUGGACAAGGCCAAGCCUCACUUGAGGCAGCUGCUUCAAGAAAAGGCAGAGAAAAUGGGCCAGAGUCUGACCAAAGUGCCUUAUAAGGAGACCUUCUGGAAGGGUACCAUGCGGACACGACCCCGCAACGGCACCCUUAACAAGCAGGCCGGGAUUGAUCACAAGCAACUUUCACUGCUGGCAAAGAUCAACGAAAACCACUCAGGAGAGUGCUGGCAGGGUCGCUGGCAGGGUGACGAGGUCGUUGUCAAGGUGCUGCAGGUGAGAGACUGGACCACCAGGAAGAGCAGAGACUUUGGCGAGGAACAUCCCAAACUCCGGAUCUUCUCCCAUCCAAACAUCCUUCCUGUUCUCGGAGCGUGCCAGUCGCCGCCCUCCCCUCACCCCAUCAUCAUCACGCCCUACAUGCCCUACGGAUCUCUGCACAGCCUCCUCCACCAGGGCACCACUCUGGUGGUGGACCAAAACCAAGCGGUCAAGUUUGCCUUGGACAUUGCCAGCGGGAUGACGUUCCUCCACACUUUGGAUCCGAUGGUGGCGCGGCUGUACCUCAACAGCAAACACAUCAUGAUUGACGAGGACAUGACGGCCAGGAUAAGCAUGGCGGAUGCAAAGUUCUCCUUCCAGUGUCCUGGUCGCAUGUACGCUCCUGCCUGGGUGGCCCCUGAAGCCCUGCAGAAGAAGUCUGAGGACAUCAACAGGAGGUCUGCAGACAUGUGGAGUUUUGCCGUGCUGUUGUGGGAGCUUGUGACCAGAGAGGUUCCCUUUGCAGAUCUUUCUCCUAUGGAGAUUGGCAUGAAGGUGGCUCUGGAAGGCCUUCGACCCACCAUCCCGCCUGGGAUUUCCCCUCACAUCUGCAAGCUGAUGAGGCUGUGCAUGAACGAAGACGCCGCCAAGAGACCCAAGUUUGACAUGAUCGUGCCCAUCUUGGAAAAAAUGCAAGACAAGUAAAGUGUAAAUGCGUCCAAGCUACUUGUUCCUGCUCUGCUAGUGUAAAUAAUGCCACUUUAGCCACCCGAUGAGUAGACAACCGUUACUGUAAGUUAGGUAACCUUAGCACCACAAUGUUCUUUUAUUAAAGAAGACAAGUCAUCACAGAAAUGCAAAUAACAAUGCAAUAAAAGUU